Molecule: messenger RNA, 4202 nt
Organism: Oncorhynchus mykiss (rainbow trout)
Lineage: Eukaryota; Metazoa; Chordata; Actinopteri; Salmoniformes; Salmonidae
Product: ATPase family AAA domain-containing protein 2
Biological process (GO): transcription initiation-coupled chromatin remodeling; nucleosome assembly; nucleosome disassembly
Cellular component (GO): nucleus
Molecular function (GO): ATP hydrolysis activity; ATP binding; histone binding
Source: RefSeq, a predicted model, not a curated record
UCCCCAAAUAUCCUUUCCACCCAGGGGAUGUAAAACGAACGCAGCCAGGCAUACGGUUUGUGACGUGGAUGGUGCCAGAAUGCUGUGUUUUGAAAUUAUACACGCACAGUAGUUUUGACAUCUCAAAAUUGGCUAGAUUGUCGUUAACAAUCUGCAAUUAUAUGGAGAUGGUAAGAUUGAUACAUACCAUUGUUAACAUUGCAAUUGUGAAUAAUUGACCGUAGUAUUAGCUAGUAAACUCAUUAAACGCGCAGUUUAUUCAACACGAUGGUGAUCAUACGUAGCAUUUCGGAAGCACACCAAUCAACACUUCAGUCUUCACAACCAGACGCCGACGUUCCAUCCCAGCAGACUUCAUGGAGAAAGUCCGCACGCUUGACUAACGGAUAUGUUGGUCAGAAUGAUCGGCAUAUUAUCCUCUUGGAAGAGCUAAAUGGACAAACACUGGAGAAUGGGAGACCUGUCAGGAAGAUAACAAGGAAAUCACCCAGGUUUCAGGUCAAUGGGGCCUGUGAGGAUGACCAAACUGAGGGAUCUCCUAGACCAGAAGGACCCCAGGGGGUUGUGCGACGCAGUACCAGAACCACCAGAUACCAACAGUCCAUGAUUUACUGCCUCAUCCCUAACACUGCUGAGGCAGUCCUCCACAAGAUUGAUGACAUGAAUAAGAUGCGCUGCCACUUGAAAAACUCAGAACAAACAAGGAUCUCUUCUAAAGCCCAGCGGAAGAAGACCACGGAUUGUCCAACUGUAAAAGCAGUUUCCAAACAAGAAACGGAAGAGUACUCUGGUGACGAUGGUGAGGAGGAUGACGAUGAUGAGGACCACGGAGAUGAGGAGCACGAUGAAGACGACAAUAACAGCAAGCGCUAUGAACCUCGACAGAAAAAAGCAGUGCUUCGCUACCAGGCCCCUCUGGAUGAAUCCAGGAAGCAGCCGCCCAUGUUUUUCGACCGCCAGGCAUCUUCCACUAGAGAGAGCUACCGCAUCAGUGCCUCAAUGCCCAGGAGUGUCCACACCACCAGCCGAAGGAGUGGCAAGGAUUGGGUCCAUAGGCAGGAGAAAGCAUGCUUGGCGCACACCUACAAAGCCAGCUCCUCUGAUGAGGAAGACUCCUCUGAUGAGGAAGACACAGAGCAAGAAGCCAAGAACAGGUGUCUGCCGCUGAAUUUGCGCAAAGAGGACAUUUGGGGAAUCCAUAAGGACAGAAUGAAGAUGGGUGUGAGUCUUGCGGAUGUCGACCCCAUGGCGAUUGACCAGUCGGUGUGCUUUGACACUGUUGGCGGUCUGACAAGCCACAUUUCUGCCCUGAAGGAGAUGGUAGUCUUCCCUCUGCUCUACCCAGAGGUGUUUGAGAAGUUCAGGAUCCAGCCCCCAAGGGGCUGCCUGUUCUACGGUCCCCCUGGUACGGGGAAGACUCUGGUGGCCAGAGCGCUGGCCAACGAGUGCAGCCAGGGGGAGAGGAAGGUGGCCUUCUUCAUGAGGAAGGGGGCCGACUGCUUGAGCAAGUGGGUGGGAGAGUCGGAACGCCAGCUCAGGCUGCUCUUUGACCAGGCCUACCAGAUGCGGCCAGCCAUUAUCUUCUUUGACGAAAUCGAUGGGUUGGCUCCGGUUCGCUCCAGUCGUCAAGACCAGAUCCACAGUUCCAUCGUGUCCACCCUGCUGGCACUAAUGGAUGGCCUGGAUAGCCGAGGAGAGGUGGUGGUGAUCGGCGCCACCAACCGACUGGACUCCAUCGACCCCGCCCUCAGACGCCCCGGACGCUUCGACAGGGAGUUCCUCUUUGGCCUCCCUGAUCGCGAGUCCCGGGAAGAUAUCCUAAAGAUUCACACCAGACAGUGGAAUCCUACACCGUCCGAUCCUUUCCUGGAAGAGUUGGCUGAUAAAUGUGUCGGCUACUGCGGCGCCGACAUCAAGGCGGUGUGUGCCGAGGCGGCCCUGUGCGCGCUGCGCAGGCGCUACCCCCAGAUCUACGGCACGUCCCAGAAGCUCCUGCUGGACGUGGGCUCCAUCAACAUCAACAGCCGGGACUUUGUGGCCGCCAUGAGGAAGAUGGUGCCAGCCUCCCAGAGGGCUGUGUUGUCCCCUGCCAAGGCCCUGACCCCUGUGGUUACGCCCCUGCUGGGCCCCGCCCUCACCAACGUACUGGACGCAGUGCAGAAGCUCUUCCCCCACGCCGAACAGGGCCUCAAGAGGAAGAGGGAUGCAGAUCUGACAGACAGCAUUCUGGAGGAUGAAAUCAUGUACAGUGGGGACGAGGGCCCCUCGUCCAAUAAUUCCAUCACCAAACACACCACCACCAAAGGGAGCUUCCUCCAUUUUGCCAGGAGUGCGAUCUGCCACCCCACCACCUACCGGCCCAGGCUGCUGCUGGCUGGGCGUCCCCGGGCGGGUCAGAGCUCCCACCUGGCCCCCGCCGUGCUCCAUGCCCUGGAGAAGUUCCCAGUCUACACCCUGGACAUGGCUGUGCUGUUUGGAGUCAGCUGUACCUCACCUGAGGAGGCCUGUGCACAGGUGUUCUGCGAGGCCAAGCGGACUUCCCCCAGCAUAAUGUACAUCCCCCACAUCCAGCAGUGGUGGGACACGGUGGGCUCGGCCCUCAAGGCCACCUUCCUCAGCCUGCUGCAGGACAUCCCCUCCUUCUCCCCCAUCAUGCUGCUGGCCACCAGCAACGUGGCUCACCGCGACCUGGCCGUCGAGAUCCAGACUCUGUUCCGGAUGGAGUACGGAGAGGUGCACUCUAUCCAAAUUCCCACCCAGCAGGAGAGAAGGAAGUUCUUUGAGAAUCUCAUCCUUAGCCAGACUGCCAAGGCACCCGCGUCCAAGAAGAAAGCCUUGAUGCAUGCCAUGGAGGUGCUCCCCCUUGCCCCCCCUCCUCUCCCCAGGCAGAUGAGUGAGAGGGAGCGUCUGCGUCUGGAGGAGCAGGAGGAGGACACACUCAGGGAGCUGAGGCUGUUCCUGCGCAACGUCACCGAGCGCCUCUCCCAGGACAAACGCUUCAAGGCCUUCACUAAACCUGUGGACAUCGAAGAGGUUCCUGACUAUAUUAAGGUGAUCAGGCAUCCCAUGGACCUCUCCACUGUACUGUCCAAGGUCGACCUCCACAAGUACGUGACCGUCAGGGAGUUUGUCAACGACGUGGACCUGAUCUGGAAGAACGCCCUGGAGUACAACCCUGACAGCGACCCAUCUGAUCGUCAGAUUCGUCACCGGGCUUGUGCCCUGAAGGACACGACCCACGCCAUCAUCCGCGACGAACUAGACGAGGACUUCAACAGAACCUGUGAGCAGAUCAGAGAGUCGCGCAACAAGAGAGGGUGCACGUCCUCAAAGUUUGUCCCCUCCUACUACCAGACUUUGCCCAGAGAGGAAGGAUUUGCCGAGUCCAAGAGGCUAGGCGGUAACACUGGCAAAGACGCCAGCACCCCGUUCGCUGCCAACACACCACGGCCCGCACCCUGUCCUCUAGCCCGUAAAAAGAAACCGCCCAAAACACGACGCGAAAGCAAAUGGCUCUUCGGCAUCAUAAAGAAGAAGAAAAAAGAAACCUACUUCUUUCUUCGAACAAGGAGAUCACAAACUCAGGGGCUGAAGAAGCGGAUGUGAGUGAUGGCAUAGAGGAACAAGCUAAGGCUUUGGAGACUAUUCUAGAGAACGGCUGUGGAGACUCCCCUAUGGAGUGUACCUCAGAGAAGACCACUAAGCCUGCUGAGGAUGUGGAAGAGGCCUGUGUUGCAGAGCAGCCCACCACCACUCCCAUCCCCAAUGGAGACUGGCAACAGCGAGCUCCAGGCCCCACAGACGACUCACACCAGCCAGGCCUCACACAGGUCCAAUCUGGGAUCCAAGCCAGUCCAGUGGUGGCAGUCAAUGGAGUUAACCACCAGCCUUCCAGCCCUCCAGUGGAACAUGGCCCAAGUCCAGUCAACAACACCCCUACAAGGGAGGUAGAUCAGGGGGAGAAACACACCACAAAGACCAAAGAGCCUGUAAGGUUGGAGGAUGACUGGGACAUAGGUCUGUAUUAGGGUCCCAGACCCGGGCAGCAAGCAAGCUACAUCUUCUGGCCUCAGGGAACAGCUCAUUCAGUUUCACUGACCUUUGGCCUCUUGGGCUCCAGCUGUUGGGGAGCUCUAACUCAACACAGCACAUCAGUUAAAGGGAUACAUCCAUCGCUGCACUGAUUUAAAUACUCUGUAAGA